CAGUGUUGCCCCAAGUUGACGAGCUCAUUGUGUCUCAGCUCCAUCAUCUCGCCCGUAUAUACUUCGGUCCAGCAUAGUUAUAUAGUCGCCAAAAUGCGUGCCGUUGCACUCCUCGCUCUCUUCCCAUUCUCCUUCGCGAGCCCCACCAAGCGCAGCUCGCCCGCUCCUGUACUCAUCCCCCAGAACGCGAAAGUCAUCGAUGGCAAGUAUAUUGUCAAGAUGAGGAGCGGCGAAAACAACGCCGUCUCUGCCGCCGUGGAGAGCAUCACCGCCCACGCUGACUACAUAUACUCGCACUCCUUCCACGGCUUUGCCGCCAGCCUGACUAAGGAGGAGGUUGAAAAGCUCAAGAAUAACCCCCACGUCGAGUUCCUCGAGCAGGACGCCGUCGUGACCAUCUCGGCGACUCAGCAGAACGCCGAUUGGGGCCUCGCCCGUCUAUCCAGCCCAAAGCCCGGCACUACCGACUAUACCUACGACGACUCUGCCGGUGAGGGCACCUGUGCCUACGUUAUUGACACUGGCGUCGACGCCACGCACCCUGACUUCGAGGGCCGCGCCAAGUUCCUCGCCAACUUCGUCGACCAGGAUAACACUGACGGUAAUGGCCACGGCACCCACGUCUCAGGUACCAUCGGCUCUAAGACGUAUGGUGUCGCCAAGAAAACGUCCAUCUUCGGCGUCAAGGUUCUCGACGCUGGUGGCUCGGGAACCACCUCCGGCGUCAUCGCUGGCAUGGAUUUCGUCACCAAGGACGGCCCUAGCCAGAGCUGCCCUAAAGGCGUCGUCGUCAAUAUGUCCUUAGGCGGCAGUAAGUCCGAGCCUGUCAAUCAGGCUGCCGCCAAUAUCGUGAAAGCUGGUCUCUUCCUUGCCGUAGCUGCUGGCAACGAUGCCGCCGAUGCUGCUGGCUACUCGCCCGCCUCCGAGCCGACGGCCUGCACGGUCGGUGCCACCGUCAUCGACGACUCCCUUGCGACUUAUUCCAAUAUCGGCAGCCUCGUCAAGGUGCUCGCCCCUGGCACAGAUAUCACCUCUACCUGGCCUGGCGCUACUACCAACAAGAUUAGCGGCACAUCCAUGGCCUCACCCCACGUCGCUGGCCUCGGCGCGUAUUUUCUCGGCCUCGGCCAGAAGACAGAAGGCUUGUGUGGUUAUAUUGCCCAGCAUGCCCUUAAGGACGUCAUCUCAGGCGUCCCGAGCGAUACCGCGAACCUCCUCAUCAACAACGGCCAGGGCGGUAGCGGCUCCUUCCGCACCUUCUAAGUUGCCUGUUACCGUGUACACGGAGGACAAAAACACUGAGGGACAGCGACACAUCAUGAUAUGCUACUGUACCGCAAACGCCUCAUUGCAUGGGGAUCGCUACAUGUUGUGUCUAUAUAGCUACGCUUUGUUACUUCAACGUAACCAGAAUGCCACACAUUACCCC
Purpureocillium takamizusanense is the source of this 1429-nucleotide messenger RNA. RefSeq lists its product as uncharacterized. The record is from RefSeq and is a predicted model, not a curated record. NCBI's taxonomy places the organism in Eukaryota, Fungi, Ascomycota, Sordariomycetes, Hypocreales, Ophiocordycipitaceae. The transcript is spliced from 3 exons. Gene Ontology annotation, biological process: proteolysis. Gene Ontology annotation, molecular function: serine-type endopeptidase activity. The coding region runs from base 94 to 1263 and encodes 389 amino acids.